This is a messenger RNA of Caenorhabditis elegans, 1805 nucleotides long. It is a transcript of the gene W03F9.1, whose product is annotated as Zinc finger protein ZPR1 homolog. The record is from RefSeq and is marked reviewed. Gene Ontology annotation, molecular function: zinc ion binding. The transcript is spliced from 5 exons. The coding region runs from base 70 to 1437 and encodes 455 amino acids. Gene Ontology annotation, cellular component: nucleus. NCBI's taxonomy places the organism in Eukaryota, Metazoa, Nematoda, Chromadorea, Rhabditida, Rhabditidae.
UCUCUAAAAUUAAUACUUUAAAGCAGAUAAUUUUCGAUUUUAAUCAACAAAUUCAUUUUUUAAAGUAAAAUGGCUGCGGAUUCUCAAGAUAUCUACAGAAACUUGUCAGCAGAUGACUAUGAGGCUGCUCCAAUUGUUGUUGAUAGUGUCUGCCCGGUGUGCGAAGAAGAUGGAGAAACCCGCAUCAUGUGCACAUCGAUUCCCUACUACAGAGCUGUGAUUUUAAUGUCAUUCGAGUGUCCGCACUGUGGACACAAGAACAACGAGAUUCAAAGCGGAGAAGCUGUGCAGGAGCAUGGAACUCUAAUUGUGCUCAGAGUUCAGAAGCCAGAAGACUUGAGACGACAGCUUGUGAAGUCCGAGUACGCGUCAAUUGAGGUGCCCGAGUUGCAGCUGGAAAUUCCACACAAAUCACAGCCUGGAGAAGUGACAACAGUCGAAGGAGUUCUGGAACGUGUUCAUCGCGGUCUUAGUCAGGAUCAAGAAAAACGGAGGCUGUUGGAUCCGGAGGGAGCAUCUCAAAUCGAUGCCUAUUUGCAGAAAAUCACGAGCUGUAUGGAACUCGGCGAAACAUGGACGUUGCGGCUCCGUGAUCCCACUGGAAAUUGCUACAUUCAGAAUCCAGACGUUCGCCACGUCGAUCCACGUUGCAUUAUUUCCCAUUAUCAUCGAAAUUUGGACGAGAGAAAGCUGUUGGCGUUGGCAGAUGAUAAUGAGGAGGAGGAGGAAGUGGAGCCAUCGGCAGCAGCUCCAGAGUUCAAAAGCUAUGAAGACGCGAAACAAGAAGUUCUGCAUUUUGCGACAGACUGCCCGAAUUGUCACGGUCCGACUGAAGUAAAGAUGAAGCCGACUGACAUUCCAUUCUUCCAAACUGUCAUCAUUAUGUCAUUGGCUUGUGAUCGAUGUGGCUACAAGUCGAAUGAAGUCAAAUCAGGUGGAGCGAUUCGUGAUCAGGGGUGCCGGAUGUCGGUGAAGUUGGAGAAGGAUUUGGAUUUGGCGAGAGAUGUUCUUAAAACUGAUACAUGUGCUCUGUCGAUCCCUGAGAUUGAUCUGGAAGUCGGUGGAAAUGCGUUGUGUGGGCGGUUUACUACUAUUGAGGGAUUGCUGACGGCUACGAAGGAGCAGUUGGAUGCUCAAUCCUCAUUCUUCAUGGGAGAUUCGGCUCAAACCGGUGAAAAAAGCGCCGUAACCACAUUCCUGGAGAAGCUCGACGACAUCAUCGCUCUUCGUCUCCCGGCUACAAUUAUCCUCGACGAUCCGACAGGCUGCAGCUACGUGCAGAGUCUCACGGCUCCAAUGGACGAUCCACGACUGACAAAAGAGUUCUACACACGGACCUACGAGCAGAACGACGAGCUCGGAAUUAAUGAUAUGAAGGUGGAGAAUUAUGGAGAACUGGAUGCGCUUGCCGAGGAAGAUGAGCCGCACGAAGCGUAGAAACCACGGAAGCAUUUAAUUUUUUGUUGAUUUUUUUUUUGAAUUGUUGAUUAAUCUAUUCCACAAAAUUAGGCGAUUUUUCCCUACGGUACCAGGUCUCAAAACGACCAAUUUUGUUCAACAUCUGACAGAAUAUGCGCCUUUAAGGAGGACUCGAGAAACCGAUAAUUUUUUCUCGAAAUUUGAUAAAAAACUGAAGAAAAACCAAACUACAGUACCCUCUUUAAAGGCGCACAUCUUUUCACAUCAAACAUACAUUUGUCAUCGCGGCGAGACCCAUUACCGAAUUUUUUUAUUUAAAAAUUGCCUUUCCCCCACCUCGGUUGUUCGUUGUUUUUCCCCUGUUCCUACUAAAAAUUUUCAUUUUU